Messenger RNA from Suillus paluster, 870 nucleotides. RefSeq lists its product as uncharacterized. Lineage: Eukaryota; Fungi; Basidiomycota; Agaricomycetes; Boletales; Suillaceae. The coding region runs from base 1 to 870 and encodes 289 amino acids. The record is from RefSeq and is a predicted model, not a curated record. The transcript is spliced from 7 exons.
AUGGUCGACGCUAGAGGUCCUCCACCCGCGCCCCCAUCUCCACCACACAAACGGUCUACGAAUUAUGGGUACUAUAUCCCGAUGGACGGUGGUGGGAGUAUGCUUACUCAAGUCCAGGAUACCUAUCCACCAGGCCUUGGAGAACCCAUAAAUGUCAUCAUUUCCGCCUACUCCGAUUCACAGGUGCUGCAGAACUCCGUGGAUAACGGUGGUCUUAUCAAUUAUUUCCAGUCGUUCGGCUUCUCGACCGAGUGUUUGGGACAGCAUUCGGGUAGCGACCAAGCGGCUGAUCUCGGCGACGGAAAUGGUUAUUUGAACGAAACUGCCGUCAUUCGUUGGGACUAUGGAGAUGCCAAUCUUGGAACUUGCCAGGAGACGGUCGAAGGAGGGAACCACUUCCGCUAUUGGAUACAGAAUGGGCAAAGUGCAGACUCCGGCGCAAUAUUCAUGGCAGCUUCAUAUGAAAUGCCUAUUGCUGAUCAGCAUAAUAUCAUAGUCAAUGGCUACAACCUAGGUCGAGACUGGCUCGUUGGGAAUGCCACCUCUCAGUCGACUAUCCUUCCAUCAUUAAACAUGACCAACACAUCGACAUAUUCGGGACAAACAUCCUUUAAUAAUUAUACCUAUGCAACUACCGCAACGUAUGUAUCUGGGCUGCUACAGAACACUAGUGACGGCAUCAACCACUAUCAGAGUGUUGCUGUCAACGGAUUGAAUGCGAUCGACGGACUUGUGGCGGUACUAACCGUAAAGAUGAUCAAGCAGCCUGGUGGUAGUAAUUCAAGCGGAGCGGAAUGGUCAAAUCGUCCGGCAGGACUUAUGUGGACUCUCCUUGCAAUGGCGUGCGCGAUGCUCGCGUCAUCGCUUUAG